Rotaria sp. Silwood1 is the source of this 816-nucleotide messenger RNA. The record is from the annotation of a GenBank genome assembly. NCBI's taxonomy places the organism in Eukaryota, Metazoa, Rotifera, Eurotatoria, Philodinida, Philodinidae.
AUGUCAUCAAUCAUUUCAAUUUCACUUUAUUGGAUGAUUACAAUACGUCUUAUUCAAUUAAUUAUAUUUUCACCUAAUGAAAUACAUUCAUUUCGUAUAUAUGCAUUCAAGUUUCUUUGGUUUUUUAUUCCUAUUGUACCUUGUCAGUCAAAAAAUUCAAUUAGUUUUUAUCUUUUUUCAGCUAGUAUUAAAAUGUUAUUAUAUCAUUGGAUUUUUCAAUGGUUAAGUAAUUGUGAACCAAAUGAUAGUUAUGGUAGAUUGAUGAUGUUCUAUAUAAAUAUUUGUACAGGAACAUUUCUUAAUGAUAUACAAAUUGUUUUGGUUAGAUUACUUACGUUAAAUAAAUAUAGCCUUUUAGAAUUUAAUAAUUAUCCAUUUUUAUCAAAAUCUAUUCGUGAAUUUUGGGGUCGUCGUUAUAAUCGUCUUGUUGGUACACUUCUUAAAGAAGCUAUUUUUGAUCCUGUUCGUCGUUUGCCAUAUUCUUCAUCAACGAUUGGAGCUUUAGCAAGUUUUAUUAUGAGUGGUCUACUUCAUGCACAUGUUGCUGUUGCUGGAUUUGGUGCAUCAUCUCCAUUACCAUCAUUUUUAUUUUUUCUUUUACAAGCAAUUGCUUGUUGGGUAGAAAUUAUGUGUCCAUUUACACCACCUAAACUAUUAGGAAUUUUAUUAACACAUGGAUUUCUUCUUAUAACAGCACCUCUUUAUGUGGGGUUAUUUACACGUGCUGGUCCUGAAUUCUAUAGAUUUAAUAAGCCAUUACUAUUUGAUGCCACAUGGUUUCCUAAAUUACCUGUACCAAAUUUCUGUCCAAAAUAA